This is a messenger RNA of Anas platyrhynchos (mallard), 3829 nucleotides long. It is a transcript of the gene SLC2A5, whose product is annotated as solute carrier family 2 member 5. NCBI's taxonomy places the organism in Eukaryota, Metazoa, Chordata, Aves, Anseriformes, Anatidae. Gene Ontology annotation, cellular component: plasma membrane. The record is from RefSeq and is a predicted model, not a curated record. Gene Ontology annotation, molecular function: D-glucose transmembrane transporter activity. Gene Ontology annotation, biological process: dehydroascorbic acid transport.
AGUCUGGAGCUGGCACAGGAACACCUGAGAGCGGUGACAGACUUGAACGAGGGAAGGGAGAGGAGACAAAAAGACGCGCAGGACUGGAAACCCAGUAGCCAGCUCGGGCUUGGGCUGAUGUUGCUGGCCGUGGAUUGGAUACUUCCUUGAAAGUCACGGGAGGGAUUUUCUGUCCAGGCAGGGCGUUUCCAUCCCGUGUCAUCUGUUUUGGCUAUAAAAGUCCGUACUCAGCAUCUGUGGUUCAAAGCCCAACAUGGAGCCGAACAAGGAUAAGCAGGAGAGCUCCGACUCGGAGGAAGGCACGAAGGGGAAAAUGACGCUUACCCUUGCGCUGGUAACGCUGAUCUCUGCCUUCGGAUCAUCUUUCCAGUACGGCUACAACGUGUCUGUGAUCAAUUCUCCAGCCCCGUACAUGCAAGACUUCUACAACCAAACCUACACGGACAGGUAUGGGGUCUUCAUGGACAAGAACUUGCAGACGCUGCUCUGGUCUCUCACCGUGUCCAUGUACCCUCUGGGUGGCUUCUUCGGGUCCCUCAUGGUGGGGCCUCUGGUCAACAACUGCGGCCGAAAGGGCACCCUGCUGAUAAACAACCUUUUCUCCAUUGCUGCUGCGAUCCUUAUGGGAACCUCAGAGAUAGCCAAAACCUUUGAAGUAAUCAUCAUUUCACGUGUGAUCAUGGGGAUUUAUGCUGGUCUGGCCUCCAACGUGGUUCCCAUGUUCCUGGGAGAAAUGGCCCCCAAAAAUCUGAGAGGUGCCAUUGGGGUUGUGCCCCAGCUUUUCAUCACCAUUGGGAUCCUCAUAGCUCAGAUCCUUGGUCUCCACAGCAUCCUUGGGAAUGCCGAAGACUGGCCUGUGAUGCUGGGGCUCACGGGGAUCCCAUCAGUAAUUCAGCUCCUCACAUUGCCCUUUUUCCCUGAAAGUCCCAGAUAUCUGCUGAUACAGAAGGGCAACGAAGAGCAAGCACGACAAGCCCUGCAGAGACUGAGAGGCUGGGAUGAUGUGGAUGAUGAGAUAGAAGAAAUGCGCCUCGAAGACCAGUCAGAAAAGGAAGAAGGACAGAUGUCUGUACUCACCCUCUGCACCUUCAGGGGCUUGCGAUGGCAGCUCAUCUCUAUUAUUGUCAUGAUGAUGGGCCAGCAGCUCUCGGGGGUUAAUGCGGUCUUCUACUACGCGGACAGGAUCUUCCUGUCAGCAGGUGUGGAAACCAACAACGUGCAGUAUGUCACCGUGUCCAUAGGUGCCAUCAACGUCGUCAUGACUUGCCUCGCUGUUUUCAUCGUGGAGUCCUUAGGGAGGAGAAUCCUCCUCCUCGCUGGCUUUGGCUUGUGCUGUGGCUCCUGUGCGGUGCUGACCUUGGCCCUCAACCUCCAGAACACCGUCUCCUGGAUGUCUUACCUCAGCAUAGUGUGUGUCAUUCUUUACAUCAUUGGACACGCUAUUGGAGCCAGCCCGAUCCCCUUUGUGAUGAUCACCGAGAUGUUCCUGCAGUCAUCCCGGCCGGCUGCCUUCAUGGUCGGUGGGUCCGUGCACUGGCUGUGCAACUUCGCUGUGGGGCUCUUGUUCCUCUACAUGGAGGCUGGACUGGGAGCCUACUGCUUCCUCAUUUUCUGUGCCAUAUGCCUCGUCACCAUGGUUUACAUCUUCUUUGUUGUUCCUGAGACGAAGAACAAAACCUUCAUGGAAAUUAACAAGAUCAUGGCCAAGAGGAACAAGGUGGAGAUUCAGACAGAGAAAGAAGAGCUCAUGGAUAUCCACACUAUCCAAGCUGGGCAGGCAGAGAAGAAAGAAAUCUCCAACAGCGAUCUGUGAACGCAAACCAACGUUUGGCCUGGCCCAGGCACUUUUCAGGACCUGCUCAGUGGGAGAACGUGGCUUGAUACUGAUCUUUCAUCCAGACUUUCUGCACACUUCCUACAGCAAGAGUUUCUAAAUAAGCCAUUAUUGUGUCUUAAAAGUGUUCUCAUUGUGAGUGAUUAGCAGGACCGCCCUGCUUCACGGCACAGCACUGCUGAGGAAAAUUCCCCAUUCCUGGUUAUUUGUCGCAAGGAAAGGGCAAUGCCCAAAGCCAGCUCAGUUCCUGCCAUCAAGGAACUGAUGCCACAGUACGAUGUAUGUCCCUCACGUCCUGACACAUCACAAGUGACACAAACCAGCACCUGGGCUGGGUUUUGGUCAGUUGUGUGCGAGGAGUUCACCAGAUUCCUCCUUUAUGUAGCUGAGGGUCCAGCAUGAGCGAUGGCAGCUCUUCGGUGCUUGGUCUUCUCUGAGUGGAGAUUUGCAGUUGUGCUGAGAUGCCUUGCUAGAUGGGUCGAUAGCAGUGUUGAUCCUGUGCCCUACCGUCCUUUUGUGUGCUUCAAAGGACCAUAAAAGUAGGAAUACACAUCACUCAAUCUCACCCCCACUCUGCUCACCAGCCUCUCCCUCACAUCUCAGCCCUCAGCUGUUGCCAUUGAGUCCUCCCUGAGCCUUAACCUUGAGGUUAGGAGUCCUCCAGUGGGCUGAUGCUUAUUCACAGCUGGUUGAUAACCAUUUGUUCCAGCAGCACUCCAGUCUUUGGAAAUAGCUCACUGCACUCUCUAGCGUUUACACCUCAGUUGCCCCAGGGUGUCAGUCCCUCUCUUAAUCCUUUAAUAACCCCCAGAUCCAUGCUCUGUAGGCAUGAGGCAGGUGCAGCUCGUUCACUCCCCAGAGAUGGUCCUGAGCUCAGUGAGAACCUUGGUGCCGUGCUCCUGGGGUCAGACUCAGGCUGAUGGAUGCCUGUGCAACGACUGUAGGGCAGGGUCUGCUUCCAAGCAUGGUCAAACCUGUCUUUAAGAAACUCAAUGCGAAAAGCUUAAGUCAUUUUUUCAAAAAAAAAAAUCAUCUCUUGGGUACCUGAACCUUCUUGAAGAAGUCUUCAAAGGGUUUAGAGCUUGGUCCUAUUACUGGUUUCUUUCUGUUGUGUUCCCUAAGGGCACAGCUCCACGCAAAGGCUAAAAUGGUUUGCAAAAGCUGAGGCUGAAGGACUGGUGCUGGCCCACAGAAGAAAGCAAAUUGCACGCUGAUAAAAAACAGAGGAUUUCUUAAAGGAUUUAUUUAAGGGGUUUGAGGGUUCAUUGCUGCAUAACUCAACAUGUGGAAAUUCACACAAUUGUGCAAGGUUGCUGCCCUCUGCAUGGAGAAAAGCAGAAUUGUUCAACAGCCUGGCACGGACUUGGUGUUGUUGCUGGCAAUAAUCCUUCCCAUGACGUACGUCUUUAACCCCAGGAGACGAGUGUCCUACAUGCCCUCAGCCUUGUCUUGUGAUGUGUACGUGUUGAGAAAGAAGCUGCUUCCACGCUCAGUCUCGCCAUCCAUUUACAAAAAGGACACGUCACUGAGCAAAGCACAACGACUGCGUAGGAGCCGUGCUGGCCUUUGUGCACCCUUCACUGUCUGAUACCUCUGCGUUGGAAGGGGCAGUGGUUUGGUGGUGAAAAUAGGAAUAAAGGCUGCAUGCAGGGAAGAUGGUGAGAAAUGGAGUUGAGGUGAAGGACGUGAAAAUAGUUUCACCUGAGAAAGGGGUUCCUCUAACCAGAGUGGCACUUUUUGGCAUAUGAGGAGCUCUGUGCAUGGGGCCCUACACCAGACUCCUGGGAGGGAUGUGACGAUGCAAGGCAUUGGACUGUGCUGAGUUGCUCUCUGUUUUUUUGCCUUUAUCCUACUGAUUGAUGGAGGCUUUGCCCCACUAUGCCUACUUGGAAAAACUAAGCAAGGUGCCUAGUGAACCUGGAGCAAGCAGAAGGAGAAACAAGCAAUUAAUCUAAAACAAAUAAAUGAAGCAAACUUCCUUUCUCAUUUUCUCUA